This is a messenger RNA of Salmo salar (Atlantic salmon), 1542 nucleotides long. RefSeq lists its product as uncharacterized. NCBI's taxonomy places the organism in Eukaryota, Metazoa, Chordata, Actinopteri, Salmoniformes, Salmonidae. The record is from RefSeq and is marked predicted.
GGCACAGCUCGAUCAGCUGUGCUAUUUUACACUGAACACUGUUCAUCGCUUACCUGAUCUGAACGACUGAUCACCCAGAGACAACAUGAAGCUGGAGCUGCUGGUGGUGUUGGCUGUAGCAACCCUGGUUCCCAGCCUGUCUGAGGGGCUGCUGCUCUCCAAAUGUGAGCUGAAGAACAAACUGGCAGAGGCUGCUGACCAAUUCAAUAUGAAUGAGAAAAAUGCAGCAAAGGGUGUCGAACUGGACAACGUCUUGGCCAAAAUUAUCUGCAGUUUGGACCUAAAGUCUGGCUUAAACACCAGCCUUGUGACCAACCUUGUCUUGCGCAAACCUAUCCUGCAUAAACCCAAAAGGCGCCCCAUCAGCAGGAGACCUGUGAGACUGUUCGGGCGCAAACAUCCAGGUAGAGAUGUCGAGUCAAAGGAAGAUGGAGUCAGUUCUGAGGGAGAAGAGGACAAGCCUAGACCUAAUGGGAAGCCUGGGGGAAUGAGCCCAAGAUGUACAGGAAAGCCUGGUGGAAUGCAACCAAAACCUACUGGGGAAACAGAGGGAGGGAGCCCAAGAUCAGGGAGGCCUGAGGGGAAGAGACCGAGACCGAGACCAAGACCAGGGAGUCCCGCGAGAGGAAGGAACAAGCGUGAGGCCGAGGAGUCCACUGGUGAUGAGGAAGAACAUGACAAAGUUGAGGCGCAAGAAAGCAAAGCGGCUGAGGAGGAAGAGUUUGGCGGCUAUGAGGACGAGGGUGAUGAAGACAAGGUUGACGAGGAUGAGCUGGACGAGGAGGACCUGGAAGAGUUAGAGGCGGAGCUGGACGAGCAAGAAGGAGAGGAACUGAAUGAGAGAAAGGGGAACAGGAGGAAGAGACACAUCCCAAAGCAGUUCAGAGGUCGCGGACACAGCCGCAAGCCACCGCCACGUAAGCCGAUACGCAAGCCGUUCAGGCCAUUCAAGCCGAUCAAGACCCUGUCCUUCAGCUUUUUUGGUCUCUUCCAGCUGAGCAAUCGCCUCGCCUGCGUCUCCUCCAACACCACUCGCUCUCUCAAUCUCUGUAAGACAGAUUGCAGCUCCUUCGUUGAUGAUGACAUCCGUGAUGACAUUGCCUGCUUUGUGAAGUCUCAUGCCUGGAUGAAGGCUCUGAGGUUCCCAUGGAAAUGUGCCAAGCUGCAAGCCUCUGAGUACUUUGAGUGUGACCAACCACUUAACAGUACUAUGAGUACUUUGCAAACAACAACAGGGCAUUUUCCUUCUUUCUCUGAACUCUUAUCUUCUGCUAUAAGCGCCACUUAGCAAAUAUGCUACUUUCCAUCACCUCUAGAUGACAUGCUAGGAAGGAUUUGAGCCCCGUUAUACCUUGGGCCAACAAGUGCCUCCAAGAGACAUUAGGCAACAGUAUCCCAUUCUCCUUCUCUCCUCCAACUGUCCAACUACCACCAGUAAGGAAGUUAAAUUUAACAGAUGCCAUUUUGUUGAAAAUGUCUCCUUUGUUGCUUGGUAACAUUUCCUUCUCUGAAAAACAAAAAUACAUAAAAUGAUCAUAAAGA